AUGAAUCCUGCAUUGAUUGCCGGUCUUGUGGUCUCCGCUUUGCUCAUGCAGCAGGCUGCUGGAACGAGCUGGGGCGAUGCACCAAAUUUUCCCAACCCUUCCAAUACCAACAACAACUGUUCUGCUGACCAACAAGGCGGGUUCGACUGGUCUGGUCUACCAACAGGCGGUUUCAACAGUUUCGGCGGUUUCGGCUUCAGCGGCUUCACCUGUCAGGACUCCUUCCAGCCCAGCAACAAGAGAUCGCUCCGGACAAGAAGCAGCUUCCAGUCCAAAUGCAUUCAAGGCAAAGUAUCCAACUCGGCCAGCAAUGGCCCAUCAUUCUCCUGUGCACAAGAUGACAAAUUCUCGAUUUCCCACUUGGAAGUGUCUGUUUCUUUUGAUACGGACCUCGAUUUCAUCUUCUCCAUGCCUGAUGGUUCGACCUGUAAACACACAGCCCCCUGUCAGGCAAGUGGAACCACGGUUCAAAACACACAGUGUGGGGGAGCCAGAUCGGUCUCGAUGCAACUUCCGCCUAGCAGUGGAAAGCAAGAUUGCGAUGUUGGCAUACAUUCCAUAGGGUUUGAUUGCAGUUCUUCAUCUUCAUCGUCGACUACUACUGCUUCCUCUACCACUGCUGCCACUACCACUACCAGCCCUUCGGCCUUCACCACUACCACUACACCGGUCACAACAACUACAGCAGUUAUAACAACAACAACCACUCCUCAGCUGGAGACCACCACCACGACUCCCCAGAUUCAGACGACCACCACUCCAGGCGGAGGCUCAUCAACGGGUUCGACUACUACUACAACGUCAACUGAAUCGGAAGGGCCUCCUGAUACUAGCAGUACCACAACUACCAGUAACGAGCAAACAACCGGCACUACGACGACAACAAGCAAGUCUGAAGAGACUCCUAGCACGACCACGACCACGACAACUGCCACCGCUAGUACCACGUCUGGAGAGCAGACUAGUGCCACUACGACGACGACUACCACACCUACAGAAGGAACACUAGGCACUACAACUGUUGGCACUGUUGCUACCACAAGCCCUGUAGUGACUACUUCUACGACUGCGACCACCACAACUGAAAGUGAGACAGAUGUCGUUACUACUGAAAUCGUUGUGUCCACUAUCACCACUUGUCCGCUGACUUUCACCCACACAAGCGGCACCGAGACCGUGACGGAAACAACUAGCACCAUUUCGACCAUCAUCAUCACAUCAACAUCAACCGUUUGCACGAGAUGUAAUGGCCCGCCUCCCUCAACCUUGACAUCUGCCACGCUGCCUCCCGUCACGGAGAUCACACCAACACCCGAAUCAGAAACCCCCCAACCACCAACUUCAGCUUCCACCUCUACCUCGGAUGCUCCCCCUCCCCCGGAAUCCUCAGCCCCCUGCCCAUCUGUGCUACCCAGCUGCCUGAACACCUGGCUCAGCCUUGUGCCCAAGUGCUCUUCCAACAGCGACGCGAGCUGCUUCUGCCCGAGCACCGAUUUCAUUUCGAGUGUCCAGGCAUGUGUUUCCGCAUGGGCCGGUGGCGAUGAUGAAAUCACCGCCGCUCUUUCUUACCUUGCCGGUAUCUGUGCAGACUUCGUGCCGCAGAAUCCGGGCAUUUGUACCGGGGUCCCGAGGACGAUCACAUUGGUGCCCACGCCGCCAUCAGUCACCGCAACCGCAACCGCAACUGAGACCGCCACAGCCACUGCAAUCACAACUUUCACGACCAAUGGAAAUGGUCGCGGCCCCCGUCCGCCGAUCACAACGCAGACGCCAUCCGCUGUCGCUGUGCCCGUUACCACUGUGACGUUCACGCUCACGCAGAGCGCCUCCGGCCCCAUCAUCACCACAGCCGUUACGGUGCCACAAGUUACAUUUGUCACUGCACAACCCACCGCAGGGACCGGGACUGGGGCUGGGGCCGGGGCCAGUCCUGCAGCCCCCGGCAUUGUAGGCCUGGUCCCGAUGCCAGCUGCGCUUGCGACUGCGACCUCUGGUCUGUCUAGCAGUACUAGUGGAGGUGACAGUGGUGUAAGCGGCACAACAGCCGUGGCUCCCACGGGCGUCUUUCCCGCAGCUACCAGUACGAGUCCGAUAGAGGGGCCUGCUAUCUUCACUGGUGCAGCGUCUCGAGAAGGCGGCAGUAUGGGAUUUGGCACUCUCGCAGUGUUGUUGGGUGCUGUUGCUUUCUUCUUCUGA
Capronia epimyces CBS 606.96 is the source of this 2196-nucleotide messenger RNA. RefSeq lists its product as uncharacterized. The transcript has 2 exons. The record is from RefSeq and is a predicted model, not a curated record. The coding region runs from base 1 to 2196 and encodes 731 amino acids. NCBI's taxonomy places the organism in Eukaryota, Fungi, Ascomycota, Eurotiomycetes, Chaetothyriales, Herpotrichiellaceae.